Leopardus geoffroyi (Geoffroy's cat) is the source of this 3621-nucleotide messenger RNA. It is a transcript of the gene AIRIM, whose product is annotated as chromosome C1 C1orf109 homolog. The record is from RefSeq and is a predicted model, not a curated record. The coding region runs from base 103 to 714 and encodes 203 amino acids. NCBI's taxonomy places the organism in Eukaryota, Metazoa, Chordata, Mammalia, Carnivora, Felidae. The transcript is spliced from 5 exons. Gene Ontology annotation, cellular component: cytoplasm; nucleus.
AGACUGCCUUAGCCGCGGACGCACCUCCUCCGACGGGUAGAGCGUACACCCUUCCGGAGGUGGGAGACGAGGGCCCGGCCUCCGAGAGCCCCUCUGAAGAAGAUGACCCAAGACCAACCUCUGCUUGCGGUGCAGGAGGCCCUGAAGCAGUGCUUCCCGGUGGUGGAGGAGCAGCAGGGCCUGUGGCAGAGCGCGCUAAGGGACUGCCAGCCCCUCCUGCUGUCCCUCAGCAACCUGGCAGAGCAGCUGCAGGCGGCCCAGAAUCUGCGGUUUGAGGACGUGCCACCACUUCGGGCUUUCCCAGACUUAAAGGAGCGGCUGAGGCGCAAGCAGCUGUGGGCUGGCGACACUGUCUUGGACAAGUUAGAGGAGAGGCUAACCGUCCUCCUCAAGGUGCGUGACACCGUCAGCAGCCACGUGGAGCGAGUGCUUCAGACCUAUGAGCAGCAUGCAGACACGAUUGGCAUGGACGGUGUCCUCCAGGCUUCGGUUGUGAGCCCUUCGGUAGCUGACAUGUUGGAAUGGUUGCAAGAUAUUGAGAGACAUUAUCGAAAUUCUUACCUGAAGAGAAAGUGCCUCCUGUCCUCCAUCCAGUGGGGAGACUUGGCCAACAUCCAAGCUUUGCCCAAGGCCUGGGACCGGAUUUCAGAAGAUGAACACCAAACCCUUGUACAAGAUACCCUAUUGAAUGUUUCCUUCUUCUUGGAAGAGUAAGGAAGUGGUGUGUUUAUCAGCAUACUAGUGAGACACGGUUGAAGGCUGAUACUGGUGCAUUCUGGUAUUUCUAAAGAAAUGUCAGUAUUGUAACCUAACGUACUUGAGAGAUUAGUGCCUGGGGCCGGAGGAGUAGCCCUUGGGAGGGUUGUGUUAGAUGUUUCUAAUGUUGCGGCCUCCCCCUGCUCUGUCAUGGUUGAAAGUACGUGGACGCCCCUUGCCCUUUUCUAGGCUCCGGAAUGGAUGAUGGAGGCAGAGAGAAUGCAGGAAAGGCAGUGCAAGAGAACACUGGGGGCAGGAGCCACAGCCACAGAUGUGGUAGGGAAGGAAAGGACGGGGGAGAGAGUGGCAUCCCUCUGAGCAUCAUCCAAAGGGCUUGGUCUGAGCUUGGUUGACACCCAGCCCUGUUCUGUGUAUUUGUAUCAGUACCUGAUUCCCUGACGCAAGAUGAUUCUUCUUGAUGAUUUAAAGAAAUAAGGGUGAUAUUGAUGGAAGACAGUACAGAUCUUCCUCGACCUAUAAUGGUGUUACAUCUUGAUAAUGUCAUCAUGUAAGUUGAAAAUAUCGUGAGUCAAAAAUGCAUUUAAUACACCUACCUACCCUACCAAAUGUCAUAGCUCAGCCUAGCCUGCCUUAAAUGUGCCCUGAACACUCACAUUAGCCGACAGUUGGGUAAAAUCAUUGAAUACCAAGCCUGUUGUACCAUAAAGUGUUGAAUAUCUCGUGUAAUUGAUUGCAAAACAGAAGGGUGGUAUGGGCACGGAGUGGCUGUGUAAGUUGUGCACCCUUGUGAACUUGGGGCUGACCGUAAGCUGGGGCUCGCUGCUGUCACCCGGUGUCACAAGAGAGGAUCGGACCGCGUAUUGCCAGUCCGAGAAAAGAUCCAAAUUCAAAAUCUGAAGUACGGUUUCCGGUGGACACGUAUUGCUUUUGCACCAUCGUAAAGUUUGAAAACUCAUAAGUCAGAGUCGUCUGUCUAUCAUUGUCCAGCUGCUUUAGCUCCUCGUCGUCAUUCAGUUUCCGGAGUCCGCCACCAGGGGGAGGUGGUGCAGCGUGAAUCAUUCUCAGUGCUUUGUCUUCGAUGGUGUUCCUCUGUUCCCUGUCUGAGAGUUAAGUAACUGGGCAUAGUAAGACUGCUAAAAUGAUGGGGGUUUUUUUCUGACCAAAGCUGGCACCUGAUUUUCCACAUCCCUCUGAUCUUGGAGUAGCUGCACGGUGGGAGAAGAGCGCCCAGAAUCAGGCCAUCAGCGUUAUUUCUGAAGCCCAGUGCCUUCAUCUGUGAAAUGGUUGGGUACUUCCAGACCUGUCAGCUUCCUAGGCUGUGGGAAAAUCUGGGUCACUGGAUGUAGAGAGGCUUAAUAAAGAGUGUAGAUAUUUUUAAAAUGAAGAUGACUUUUUUUUUUUUUUUUUUUUUUUUACUACAAAAGUGAUCUAUAUGCUUUUUAAAAAAUCAGAGGAAAAUUGUAGGAAAAAUUUUAAAUGUAGAAACGUAUGAAACACAAACUCCAUCAGAGAUAUUUUGAUAUAUGGCUCUUUCUGUGUCCAUAUCCACAAAUUAAAAAAAAACCCACAAAUGUGGCAUCAUUGAUAUAUACUGUUAAAUAAACUUUUUAUUUUUUUAAUUAUUAUUUUUUUAGAUAAACUUUUUUAUUAUUUUUAAAAAUUUUUAAUUUUUAUUUAUUUUUGAGAGGAAGAGCAUGAGCUGGGGAGAGGCACAGAGAGAGGGAGACACAGAAUCUGAAGCAGGCUCCAGGCUCUGAGCUGUCAGCACAGAGCCCGAUGUGGGGCUCGAACUCACAGACUACGAGAUCAUGACCUGAGCUGAAGUCAGAUGCUUAACUGACUGAGCCACCCAAGUGUCCCUAGAUAAACUCAAAAAAAAACUAUUUUAGCCAUCUUUUCACUUUCGUAUCUCUAAAAAUAGCUCAACACAAUAUACACCAGGGUACCUCUCAUAUACAAUUUUAGGAAUGUAUUAUAUCUUUUGUUUUUCCAAAUCUUCAUGUAUUUCUACUUACAAAGAUUGUACAUUCUCACUGUAGAAGAUUGAAGUAUUACAGAAAGUGAAAAUGCACAGUGUCUACUGUUUUUAACAAUAUGGUAGACGUUCUCCCAGGAAUUUAAAAAAUCUAUCACAUACGUUAAUAAUCAUAAAUAAAACUUAAAAGACAUUUGGGUGUCAGGCCUUAUGAUGUGCUCUGGAGACAGAUGAAAGAGAUCCCUAGAAAGGUUUACGGUUCAACCAGGAAAAGAUUUAAACCAGUGUUUCUCAAGCUUUAACGUGUAUAGAAAUCACUGGGCUCUUGUUAAAAUUUAGACCCUAAUUUUGUAGGUCUGGUGGGGGGCAGCGCCCUAGAUUCUAUGGGAGCGGUGGGGUGUUCGUUCUGAAACUAGCUGUUAAGACUGCAGCCUCCAUCUUGGUCCAUCACUCCCUCUUGGAUCCCUCAACGCUGGGAGAAGUCAGCUGCAGUGUUCCAAGUCGGCCCUGUGGAGAGCUUGUGUGAGAGACCGAUGCCUGCCAGCAAUCGCGUGACUGAGCUUGGAAGCAGAACCCCUGCGCCCCUGUGACUUAAGCCUUCUGGUGAGACCACAGCCCCAGCUAACAGCUCGACUACAACUUCAUGAGGACCUAAGACAAAGGCAACCAGCUGAGCUGUGGCCGGAUUCCUGACCCAUGGAAACAUAAUAAACGUUCGUUUUAAACCAUUAAGUUUUGGGGUAAUUUGUCGCAUAGCAAUAGAUAACUAAUAUAACGAGCAAAUGGGUUUUUUUGUUUUCUCCCAAAUUUUGUACAAACUGUAGUAUACUGUGUACUCAGCUUUGCACCUCUCCCCCUUGCCCCAAUUACUGUAUCUCGAAGAUCAUUCUAUGUGAAUACAUAAAGAGCUUCCUUAAUUUUUUCUAGAA